AUGAAUCGCCUUCCGAUUGAAUUGCUACAGCAAAUAUGCCUCUAUCUCGAGGCCCCUGAAUACUGCCCACCCCAAGACCUGUCAUCCUUCAGUCAGGUCAACCGUCUCUUCUACCAGGUGGCGGUCCCUAUCCUGUACCGGAACAUUACGCUGAUAUGCGAUGCAUCCCAAGGUCUGGAGGCUGCAUUGUCGAAAGUGACAGAACCCCCCAGGGCGAGUCAUUUCACGAGAUUUGCCAGGAGACUGUCCAUUGUGUGUAUUGGUUUGUCGCCAGAGCCUGACACCGGACAAACACAGCCAUGGAAGCUAGAGCCAUGGGCACUCAACAUGGUAACCGACCCACAUCCGGCGGCGAGAAAAGGGUUCUUGGAGCAUGAUAUGAGCUCUUGCUACUCAACGUACGGCAGAGGCUUGCGUCUAAAUCGCCUAAUAAGAAUUGAAAAAACUCCAAACUGGGCACCGGUCGUGUCGCUUAUCGCGAGCUUGAACCGUCUUGAUCAAUUCGACUUGGUCACGGCAGACGACUUCUCAGCGGAGUUGACGGAUGCCUUUUGGCGCUACCACCCCAAUUGCAGACUCAAUCUUCUCAGCAACCAAAAAGUGGGACCUAGUCCGUUCUUUCGAAAUGCUGCAUCGGUGUCUAAAAGUGUCAACAGAUUGAGUGAAUUCAGGAUGGACACUCUUCAGCUGCCGGGCCUUCACACUCUGACAACGAGGAUUUCCAUUAACUACAUGCAGUCGGUUGAACACCAGCAACUUUGGGAGAUGAUACCUUUCUUGUUCAUUAGCCCGGGGCUAAAGCACCUUUGUUUGAAUCCCACCGAUGGCGUUCAUCAAUAUCGAGUGGAUCUGCUGAAAGGGACAUGGCAAAACUUGGUUGACAAAGUCAAACCCAAGGCAGUAUCUCAGUUGGAAUCAAUCACAAUUCCCAACAUCCGGCCUGAAGCAAUUACGCUUUCCAAAUUAGCUGCUGCAGGAGAUCUUUCUCAACUUCGCUCACUCGACAUUGGUUGGGUCCGUGAACCGGAGAAACUUGUCAACGUUGCCAAUUUGUUGCCAAAUCUAAAGAGGCUUUUCCUUGAUAUCGAUCAAAGGGCCCGAGAUCCUGUGAUCCUCAAGCUUGACAACGCUGAUUCAGUAGCUGGGAUACUUGCAUUUCACCCCUUGGAAUAUCUUUACAUCAGAGGCCUUCGCGAUGUUGAAACCUUGGACAGAAUCAUCCAGCGUCAUGGAUCAUCAUUGAAGGGACUUGCUCUAGCUCCUCCCGAGGUCUGCCUGUUUCCCAGACUCAAUCCUUCCAAGCUACUCGAAAUGGUGAAUCUUUGUCCGAACCUGGAAGAGUUACGCCUUCAAAUAAAGAGGUCAGCGGGCAACCAAACAGAGUGUGAGAUGUACAAAGCGCUGGGUACAUUCCCCAAUCUCCAAAGACUAUUUCUAGAUUUGGAUUUUGAUGCUCGACCAAGGGCACCGAGAAUGGGAACCAGUUCCGAAAUAGACGAUGAUCUUGAUCUCCGACAAACGUUCAUCAAUGCAGCCAUGGACGAGACCCUGGCUCUCCAGAUUUGGAGCAUGAUCAAAGACAAGAGCCCGCGUUUGAAAGAAGUUCGCAUUUUGCCAUACGGAUACAAGAGCUUGAACCAAGAGGAGGGUUACUUGCUCAAAUGCUUUGCGCGAUCAUAUCUGCUUACAGGUUAUAAUGUUGAUAACCCCGGAGUGCCCGUCGUGGAGCGGAUUGCGAAAAGAGCACGAGAGAUCCAACGCAUCCAACGAGCAAUGGAGAUUCAACAAGCAAAUCAUUACGGUUUGCCUGAACCACCUCCUGAUGACGACAUUCCUCUUUCUGGUAGAGUGGUGUCCAUCCUUCAGAGUAUCUGGCCCCAGGUGCUUGAGCAGACUUUCAGAAGCGAGUGGUGGGAUUGUUGGACCAGCCUACCCUUACAACCGGAUACCUAG
Messenger RNA from Penicillium brevicompactum, 1953 nucleotides. RefSeq lists its product as uncharacterized. NCBI's taxonomy places the organism in Eukaryota, Fungi, Ascomycota, Eurotiomycetes, Eurotiales, Aspergillaceae. Gene Ontology annotation, molecular function: protein binding. Bases 1 to 1953 code for a protein of 650 amino acids. The transcript has 2 exons. The record is from RefSeq and is a predicted model, not a curated record.